Molecule: messenger RNA, 1446 nt
Organism: Cicer arietinum (chickpea)
Lineage: Eukaryota; Viridiplantae; Streptophyta; Magnoliopsida; Fabales; Fabaceae
Product: delta(12)-fatty-acid desaturase FAD2-like
Biological process (GO): lipid metabolic process
Molecular function (GO): oxidoreductase activity, acting on paired donors, with oxidation of a pair of donors resulting in the reduction of molecular oxygen to two molecules of water
Source: RefSeq, a predicted model, not a curated record
CUCUAACUCUUCAUUCACAAUAAUUCUUUGUCUUACAACACUUCCCAACCUUUCACAAAUUCUGCUCAUCAGGUUGUGUGAAAAUGGGAGCGGGUGGACGAACCUCUAAUCCUCCAUCACAAAGCAAAUCAGAGAAUGAUGAACAUUUGAAGCGGGUCCCACAUACAAAACCACCAUUCACUCUUGGUGAAAUAAAAAAAGCAAUUCCACCACAUUGUUUUAACCGUUCCUUAAUUCGCUCAUUUUCCUAUGUCGUUUCUGACCUCACCAUAGCCUCAAUCCUCUUCCAUAUAGCUACAAAUUACUUUCCUACCCUUCCUGAAAGCCUUUCCUUUUGGGCCUGGCCUAUUUAUUGGGCCCUCCAAGGUUCUGUCCUAACUGGUGUUUGGGUCAUUGCACAUGAAUGCGGCCACCAUGCAUUUAGUGAUUACCAAUGGGUCGAUGAUUUAGUUGGGCUUGUCCUUCACUCAUGUCUCUUGGUGCCAUACUUUUCGUGGAAAUAUAGUCACCGUCGCCACCAUUCGAACACUGGUUCUCUCGAACGUGAUGAAGUUUUUGUUCCAAAGAGAAAAUCCGCUAUUGGUUGGUACUAUAAAUACCUUGACAACCCUUUUGGAAGAUUUCUCACACUUCUUAUUACUCUCACUCUUGGUUGGCCACUUUACUUAACCUUCAACGUUUCGGGCCGACCCUACGAUAGAUUCGCUUCACACUAUGACCCAUAUGGGCCCAUUUAUUCAGACCGUGAAAGGCUUCAAAUUUAUAUCUCGGAUGCCGGGGUUAUUGCAGCUUCUUAUGGGCUUUACCGUCUUGUUUUGGCCCAAGGUUUGAAUUGGGUUGUUUGUGUUUAUGGAAUUCCACUUCUUAUUGUUAAUGGAUUUUUGGUUUUAAUCACUUAUUUGCAACACACUCACCCUGCUUUGCCACAUUAUGAUUCUAGUGAAUGGGAUUGGUUAAGAGGUGCUUUGGCUACUGUGGAUAGAGAUUAUGGAAUUCUUAAUAAAGUUUUUCAUAACAUAACCGAUACUCAUGUGGUUCAUCAUAUGUUUUCAACUAUGCCUCAUUAUCAUGCUAUGGAAGCUACUAAAGCUGUGAAACCAAUUUUGGGUGAAUAUUAUCGUUUUGAUGAGACUCCAGUUUAUAAAGCUGCGUGGAGAGAGGCUAAGGAGUGUAUUUAUGUAGAGCCAGAUGAAGGUAGUGAGGUUAAAGGGGUUUAUUGGUACAAAAAUAAGCUGUAAUAAGGUAAUUGUUGCUUAAGUGUUAAAUUGGGUUUUCAUGACCAUUUUGGAUGUCGUUUAUGUUGUCUCAUUUUGAGUCGUUGUUUAUAGUUACUUGUCUUCGGAAUAAUUGCUAUGGUUGGUUAUCCAUGGAAAAUAUUGUAAUAAAAGGACAGUGCUAUAGCUCUUUUGGUAAUAAUAAAGUUGAGGUCUUGUAGUAGUAUAACUA